AGUUGAGAUCGAGAAGGAGACAUGAAGACAUUCACGCUGAGUUUUCUCCUGAGCCUUUCGGCUGCAGCGUUCUGCAUGCCGGUGCUGCAGCCUACAGAUCAGGAUCAACAGUUUGCAGAGCACUACCUGAAGAAUUUUUUUAACCUGACAGAGGAGAGUGGCCCAACACUCAGAAGGGGCUUCAGCUCAGUGGCUAAGAAGCUGAUGGAGAUGCAAAAGUUCUUUGGCCUUAAGAUCACGGGGACCCUGGAUGCAGAUACCUUGACCAUGAUGAAGAAGCCGCGCUGUGGUGUUCCAGACGUAGACGUCGCUCAAUUCACCACUUUUGGAAACAAUCUGAAAUGGGAGAAAAACGACCUCACAUACAGGAUAGAGAACUACACACCUGACAUGUCGACUUCAGAGGUGGAUGAUUCCAUCGAGAAAGCUCUUGGGGUUUGGGCCAAAGUUACUCCCCUCACAUUCACAAGAACUUACAGUGGCACAGCAGACAUCAUGAUCUCCUUUGGCCGCAGGGCGCAUGGUGAUUUUUACCCCUUUGACGGCCCUGAUGGCACUCUUGCACACGCCUUUGCUCCUUCUCCCGGAAUCGGAGGUGACGCUCACUUUGACGAUGACGAGACCUUCACCUUCCGCUCCACGGCAGGCUACGUCCUCUUUAUGGUUGCAGCCCAUGAGUUCGGCCACUCUUUGGGAUUGUCCCACUCCAAAGAUCCUGGCGCUCUAAUGUACCCUAUGUACUCGUACCAAGACCCAGACACGUUCAUUCUGCCGCAGGAUGAUGUCAGAGGCAUCCAGUCACUUUAUGGUCCAAACAAACAAGUUCCUCCUGGACCAACUGCCCCACCCACUCCUGAUGCCUGUGAUUUCUCUCUGGUCUUGGAUGCUGUAGCCACACUACGAGGAGAAAUGCUAUUCUUUAAGAACAGCUUCUUGUGGCGUAACUUCCCUCAGAGUUAUACACCUCAGCAAACUUUGAUAGCAAACUUCUGGCCUGAAGCCCCUGCUAGUGUUGAUGCUGCUUAUGAGAGUCAACAGUCAGACAGAGUCUAUCUCUUUAAAGGCCGUAGAGUUUGGGCUUUCAGCGGCUAUGAUCUUGUUCAGGACUAUCCCAAAUCAAUUUCCAGCUUUGGUUUGCCCAAGGACAUCAAGAAAGUUGAUGCCGCCCUCUAUGAUCCAGAGACCAGCAAGACUCUCUUUUUUGUUGGCAGGAGUUACUACAGCUAUGAUGAGACCAAGAAGACAAUGGAUACAGGAUUCCCCAAGCAAGUGGAUGAGACCUUCUUUGGAAUGACCAGCAGGGUGACAGCAGCUUUACAGUACAGAGGAUUCACUUACCUCUACAGCGGCCCCUACAUGUAUGAGUUCAGCUCAAGGACCGGACGAAUGUUGCGUGUGCUGAGAAACAAUUACUUCCUACCCUGCAACAACUAUUAGAUGAGCUUUUAAAGAAACCCAUAACAAUGAAGGUUCAAAUCAAUCAGAAUUCCAUCCAUAAUUUAAAACGCAUCCUAUUUGUACCAUAGUAUUGUCA
Molecule: messenger RNA, 1534 nt
Organism: Fundulus heteroclitus (mummichog)
Lineage: Eukaryota; Metazoa; Chordata; Actinopteri; Cyprinodontiformes; Fundulidae
Product: collagenase 3-like
Exons: 10
Coding region: 22-1437 (471 amino acids)
Biological process (GO): proteolysis; collagen catabolic process; extracellular matrix organization
Cellular component (GO): extracellular matrix
Molecular function (GO): metalloendopeptidase activity; zinc ion binding
Source: RefSeq, a predicted model, not a curated record